CUGGGACAGGUUCCCGCCGAAGAGAUAGAGCCUUUCCGUCUUGGGGCGUCCACUUUCGAUAUCAAGGCUUCAAAUUUCCAUCAGAUCCGAUCAACAGAUGAUCUAGUGGAUCACUCGGGAUUGAUGAGGCAUUGUCCGAUAUUAAGGUCGUUGCAGCAAAACAAGGACGAUCUUCAGCUGAGAGAUUGUUGAAGUCAUGGCCUGGAACAAGCCGGCUGAGAAGACAGUUUGGCGGGCGACCGUCUUCGUUGACAAACUUGAAGCUCCCGCCUGGUGGCCGCGUAAUCCGCUAGCCUUUUACAAAACCAAAUCCCCGGAUCGAGAACGGCGUCACAACGGGAACCCGCGUUCUCAGAUACAUAUCGCACGACAUGACACGUUCUCUGCUGCAUACUCCCGAACACUCUCCUGUUUGAACCCAAUGGGUCUUCCGGGCAUCAAGGACACGGGAAAUCAUCAGCGAUCACAAAAAUGGUUCGUAGGUAAUAACAGCAAGCAGAUGGGUCGAGAAAUCUCCAAGAAUUCAUGUCGACGGGUAUUGGUCCGGAGUGAAUGACUGGCUUAUGUCAGCCACGCACCGCCCAGCCACUCAGCCACAGAUUCUCGGCGGUGGCAGCAGGCACCGAGAACGCCUGAGCCAAUCAGAUUCAAGAUGCUUCAUGGUUCAGGAGGAGAAUAUAUCGUCACUUCAUCCUACAUCAAUGGUACAUUGCUUGACUCCCUCUCGGUCCACUCUUCAGAAACCGAACUGGUACCGUUCUUCCAAUACUAGGGAACACAAGAUCUAGUUUCUCUAAAGCUCAGCCGUCCCCUCCUCGACUUUGCUCAAUUUGCGUUGCAGGAAAAGGAUUAUAAAUGAUCAAACCUCCAUUUGUUGAAUGCUAGCGCGUUUGUCCACCAUGUCUGUGCGUCGAUCCAGCAGAAUCGCGUCGAUUACUGUCCCUCUGGUGGCGGAUAAGUCUUCAGAGGUGGCCAAGGAGCCAAAGAAACGACCGUUGGCAUCCCGAGGCCAAGAGACGAAAGCGAAAAAACAAAAGGGCCAUGGCGCCGUAGAACAGACAGCAGUUGAGAAGGAAAAGAAUGGUCUUGUCAAUGGGGCGCUCCAAGCGGAAUCUGAAUUCAAAGUCCCGGUGACUCCAGUCAAGAAGGCAAAUGCUCGAAGAGUGCCUGCCAAACAGUCCAAGCAACCACCAUUGACUCCGACGCCGAGUCUCAUCAGCGUCAUUCGAGCCCCUUACAGUUCUGGGGACGUUGACGACGCAACUCCUCCCCCUGGUCGGCCCGUUGAGCCACACAUCACCAAUGCCCCUUUGGUCACGCCUGGAGGCACGCAGCAUGUCGCGUAUGAGAAUACUCUUCCCGACUCGACCCCUUCAAAAACCGGCCUGCCUCGGCCGAUAGCGACAACAAACACGCUCCUGGAUCAGGCUUGUGCCCACCUCAUCAGCGUCGAUCCACGCUUGAGACCUCUGAUCGAGAAACAUCAGUGCCAUAUAUUCUCGCCCAAGGGCCUGGCCGAGGUAAUUGAGCCGUUUCGCUCGCUUUCAAGUGGAAUUAUGGGCCAGCAAGUCUCGGGCGCGGCGGCCAAGUCCAUCAAGAACAAAUUCAUUGCCUUGUUCAACGAGGACGGAUCUGAGGAAGUACAGUUCCCAACGCCAGCACAAGUCGCUGUUACGGACAUCGCUAGGCUGCGCCUUGCUGGCUUGUCUCAGCGGAAAGCCGAGUAUAUCCAAGGCCUAGCCCAGAAAUUCACCAACGGGGAGCUAACCAAUGAGAUGCUCAUGACAGCCUCAGACGACGAGGUUAUGGAGAAACUCAUUGCGGUCCGUGGUCUGGGGAAGUGGAGCGUCGAGAUGUUUGCCUGUUUCGGCCUGAAGCGGCUUGAUAUCCUCUCCACAGGUGACCUGGGCGUGCAGAGGGGCAUGGCUGCAUUUUAUGGCAAGGAUGUGAAAAAGCUCAAAGCAAAGGGUGGCGGUAAGUGGAAGUACAUGUCUGAGCAGGAUAUGGUCGAGAAAAGCGCGCCAUUUGCGCCGUACCGGAGUCUGUUUAUGUGGUACAUGUGGCGCGUGGAAGAUGUGGAUGUCGACGUUAUGGAGCAGAGUACACUCGCGUAGAGGCAUAGAGUCUUAAGCAAUGUUAGGUUGCAUGUAGAGUUUUCUUUCGAGCUCCGUCUCGUUGUAUGGUAUGUACAAUAAUUCA
Molecule: messenger RNA, 2199 nt
Organism: Cladophialophora immunda
Lineage: Eukaryota; Fungi; Ascomycota; Eurotiomycetes; Chaetothyriales; Herpotrichiellaceae
Exons: 1
Coding region: 879-2114 (411 amino acids)
Biological process (GO): DNA alkylation repair; base-excision repair, AP site formation; base-excision repair
Cellular component (GO): protein-DNA complex; nucleus
Molecular function (GO): DNA-7-methylguanine glycosylase activity; DNA-3-methyladenine glycosylase activity; alkylated DNA binding
Source: RefSeq, a predicted model, not a curated record